GAUUCAACCAAGCUCGGAUGGCUCAGUGCUUGAGCUUGAUUCACGCAUUGGAAUAGUUCUAAGUAGUAUAACUUAACUCCAGGCCAAAGACAAAACGACUGGUCAAGUGGUAGCCGUCAAGAAGUCCCGUGCACCACUGUGGCUCAAACGUACAAUAUUGCAACAUGAAACCCACGUCCUCCGAACCUUAUAUGGCCAUCCAGCCAUCCUUUUGGUGUAAACCAAUUCGAUAGCUGGCUGUACAGGUGCUUUCGGCAUUGGGGUACAUGCACUCUCGUGGCCUUAUUCAUCGUGACGUAAAGCCAGAUAACAUCCUACUCUGUCCUACAGAUCAUCAGAUCAUUCGCUUGAUUGAUUUUGGCACGUCAGGACCGCGCGCAGCUCGUACCCGAGGUCAGCCCCCAAAAGGAACUUGAACAUGGUUUGGGAAUUUUAUCUU
Suillus clintonianus is the source of this 439-nucleotide messenger RNA. RefSeq lists its product as uncharacterized. The transcript has 3 exons. The coding region runs from base 267 to 416 and encodes 49 amino acids. NCBI's taxonomy places the organism in Eukaryota, Fungi, Basidiomycota, Agaricomycetes, Boletales, Suillaceae. Gene Ontology annotation, biological process: protein phosphorylation. The record is from RefSeq and is a predicted model, not a curated record. Gene Ontology annotation, molecular function: protein kinase activity; ATP binding.